This is a messenger RNA of Lodderomyces parapsilosis, 1758 nucleotides long. It is a transcript of the gene STI1, whose product is annotated as Hsp90 cochaperone. Bases 1 to 1758 code for a protein of 585 amino acids. Lineage: Eukaryota; Fungi; Ascomycota; Pichiomycetes; Serinales; Debaryomycetaceae. The record is from RefSeq and is a predicted model, not a curated record. Gene Ontology annotation, molecular function: Hsp90 protein binding. The transcript has a single exon.
AUGACCACAGCCGACGAGUACAAAGCAGAGGGUAAUAAAUACUUUGCUGCAAAAGAGUUUGAAAAGGCAAUCGAGGCAUUCACAAAAGCUAUCGAGGCCUCACCAGAACCGAAUCAUGUACUUUACUCCAACCGUUCUGGCUCUUAUGCAUCAUUGAAAGAGUACGAUCAAGCAUUGAAAGACGCAGAUGAGUGUGUAAAGAUUAAUCCAUCAUGGGCUAAAGGUUACAACAGAGUUGGUGGCGCUCAAUUCGGUCUAGGAAACUUGGAGGAUGCCCAAAAGGCGUACGAGAAAUGUUUAUCAUUGGACCCCAGCAAUGCUCAAGCUAAGGAAGGAUUGAAGUCUGUUGAAAAUGCUAUUAAAGCACGAAACUCUAGUGGUGACAUGGGACUUGGUGCUAUUUUUAACGACCCUAAUUUAAUCACAAAAUUAAGGAGCAAUCCAAAAACAAGUGAGUUGAUGAAGGAUCCUGAUUUGGUUGCAAAAGUGCAGCAGAUUCAAGCUAAUCCCAAGGCAAAUGCAACGCAACUUUUAUCUGAUCCAAGAUUGAUGACUAUAAUUGCAACAUUGAUGGGCAUUGAUAUGGAUUUUCCAUCUGAUGCAGGCGAUGUCCCGUCACUGAGUGAACCCAACUCUUCCAAGCAAGAAAAUGAACCAAAAAAGGAAACUGAAUCAAAAGAGGAAUCAAAAGCAGAUCAAGAUAGGGACUCAAAGGAAACCAAAGUUGAUGAAGAGGGGGACGUGGAGAUGAAGGGCGCAGAACAAGGUGACAAGGAAGCUGCCGACAAGGCAAAAGCAGAAGGCAACACACUCUAUAAACAGCGCAAGUUCGAUGAAGCAAUUUCGUCCUACGAUAAGGCUUGGGAUUUGCAUAAAGAUAUCACCUAUUUAAACAAUCGCGCGGCAGCGGAAUAUGAAAAAGGUGAUUACGACGCGGCCAUUGCAACUUGUAAUAAGGCUGUUGAUGAAGGAAGAGAUAUGAGGGCUGAUUACAAACUAAUUGCCAAAGCUUUUGCUAGGUUGGGUAACAUUUACUUGAAAAAAGAUGAUUUGGAGCAAGCAGUCAAGUACUUUGAUAAAUCAUUAACUGAACACCGUACACCUGAAGUGUUGAACAAAUUGAGAAGCACACAGAGGGAAAUCAAGACUAGGGAAGCAGAAGCAUAUAUCAACCCAGAGAAGGCAGAAGAAGCUCGUUUGGAAGGCAAGGAGUACUUUACCAAACAAGAUUGGCCAAAUGCAGUAAAAGCAUAUGGUGAAAUGAUCAAGAGGGCUCCUGAAGAUCCAAGGGGUUACUCCAAUAGAGCUGCAGCCUUGGUUAAACUCUUGUCUUUCCCCGAUGCAAUCAGAGAUUGUGAUGUUGCCAUUGAAAAGGAUCCAAAUUUCAUUAGGGCAUACAUUAGAAAAGCCAAUGCCCAAUUGAUGAUGAAGGAGUAUGGUCAUUGUAUGGAGACACUUAAUGAAGCUCGUGAAAAGGAUUCCAAAUUGGGAGGAAAGAAUUUGCAUGAAAUCGAUCAAUUAUUUGCCAGAGCCAGUACUCAGAGAUUCCAAGCUAUUGAUGGUGAAACCCCCGAACAAACCAUGGAAAGGGUUUCAAAGGACCCCGAAAUUGUUCAAAUUUUGCAGGAUCCAGUAAUGCAAGGAAUCUUGGCACAAGCAAGAGAUAACCCAGCUGCAUUACAAGAGCACAUGAAAAAUCCUGAAGUUGCGAAAAAGGUUAAUAUGUUGAUUGCAGCAGGAGUUAUUCGUACUAGAUAA